AUGUAUAAUUUCCUGCGUAAGAGGCAUGAAGAUAUGGAGAAUGCAUCUCAAAUAAUAAAUUCUCUACAUCCCAUGUUUGGGAAGCAGUCUAAUCAUACAAGACAUGAUGCUACUUGUAGCUACAUGAAUUAUAAGAUAGAGAAGGAUGUCCCUGUUCUAUCUCUUGUAUUGCACAUGAUUGAGCUAAUGCAUGAGGUAGAGACACAUGGGGCAAUCAUUGAGGAGUGGACUCAAGUAACUAUGAUCCUUAAGUUGCUAUCUCCUUGCUUCAAGGAUUUUACCACAAACUAUGUGAUGAACAAGCUAGAGUUCAACAUGACUCAAUUGUUGAACGAGUUGCCCGUGUUUGAGAACCUUAACAAGCAUAAGUCCAAGGAAGGUGAAUCAAACAUUAUUGAAGCAAAAUCCAACUCUACUACUUCUUCUGAUAAGAAAAAGGAGUGGAACAAUAAGGACAACAACGGUGGCAAGCCCAAAGGCAAGAAGUCACCCAAGGCCUAG
Messenger RNA from Cannabis sativa, 501 nucleotides. RefSeq lists its product as uncharacterized. The transcript has a single exon. The record is from RefSeq and is a predicted model, not a curated record. Lineage: Eukaryota; Viridiplantae; Streptophyta; Magnoliopsida; Rosales; Cannabaceae. Bases 1 to 501 code for a protein of 166 amino acids.